UGACAAUGGCCUCUAACUUUAAGAAGGCAAGCAUGGCAUCAUCUGCCCAGCAAAAAAGGAUGAGUCCUAAACCAGAGCUUACUGAAGAGCAGAAACAGGAAAUCUGGGAAGUUUUUGAUCUCUUUGAUGCUGAUGGAACUGGGACCAUAGAUGUUAAGGAACUUAAGGUGGCAAUGAGGGCACUGGGCUUUGAACCCAAGAAAGAAGAGAUCAAGGAAAUGAUAAGUGAUAUCGAUAAGGAAGGGACAGGAAAAAUGAACUUCAGUGACUUUUUGACUGUGAUGAUUCAGAAACUGUCUGAGAAAGAUACCAAAGAAGAAAUUCUGAAAGCUUUCAAGCUCUUCAAUGAUGAUGAAACUGGGAAGAUAUCAUUCAAAAAUCUAAAACGUGUGGCCAAGGAGUUGGAUGAGAACCUCACUGAUGAGGAGCUACAGGAAAUGAUCGAUGAGGCUGAUCGAGAUGGAGAUGGAGAAGCCAAUGGGCAGGAGUUCCUGCGCAUCAUGAAAAAGACCAGCCUUUACUAAAAUCAGUCUCUUCAUAUUGUGUGAAACCUGGGUUUUGAGAACAUAAACUAUUUUCUCCUACUGAUCUCCCUGUAUAACUUUAGUAACAAUCUUGAAUCUCUUUUAGGUAUUUGAAAGUGUUCUUUGACAUUUAAGUUCUUUGUAAGGUGACCUGCUGAUUGCUUCAAUUCCCCAGAGCAAAACAAAAGCACAUUAGGGUGGUGAAAAGGGUCUUAAAGCUUUCACGUACCUGCAUUUCUGUCUUGUAUCACCUCACUCUU
Mirounga angustirostris (Northern elephant seal) is the source of this 784-nucleotide messenger RNA. RefSeq names its product centrin-2-like. The record is from RefSeq and is a predicted model, not a curated record. Gene Ontology annotation, molecular function: calcium ion binding. Bases 6 to 524 code for a protein of 172 amino acids. Gene Ontology annotation, biological process: mitotic cell cycle; nucleotide-excision repair; centriole replication. The transcript has a single exon. Lineage: Eukaryota; Metazoa; Chordata; Mammalia; Carnivora; Phocidae. Gene Ontology annotation, cellular component: centriole; centrosome.